Hordeum vulgare subsp. vulgare (domesticated barley) is the source of this 2870-nucleotide messenger RNA. RefSeq names its product dipeptidyl aminopeptidase 4. Bases 268 to 2670 code for a protein of 800 amino acids. Gene Ontology annotation, molecular function: dipeptidyl-peptidase activity; serine-type peptidase activity. The transcript has 5 exons. The record is from RefSeq and is a predicted model, not a curated record. Lineage: Eukaryota; Viridiplantae; Streptophyta; Magnoliopsida; Poales; Poaceae. Gene Ontology annotation, biological process: proteolysis.
UGGGACAACCAACGACCAAACUCCAACGCAAAAUCACUUCCCCUCCUCCCCCUUCCCGAAGCGGCGGCCUCCUCGCCCCUCCGGCGACCCUUCUCCGACCUCUCUGGCGGGGAAGGCUCGGCGUUUCUUGGCUUUCCGGCGGAGAGAUCCCACCUCUCUCGUCUUCCGUCCGCAAGAUCACGGUAUUACGGUCUGGAAAGAACCCCAAGAAACAAACCGCGAUCUCUGGAGGCCAGUCCCGAGCUACCGGCGGUUGAUUCGCGGUCGAUGCGAUCGCUUGACGUGGCGGGGGCGGAGAGGUCGGAUCAGCAAAACUGCAAGAAGCCGCGUCUCCAGACGGAGAUGCCCCUAGCCGGCUCCAUCGUCGCCGGCAGCAGCGGCGACUGCGGAGGCAUUGAAGAAUCCGGUGGGUCUCUCAGCAUGCGGGUGGAGGAUAUCGUGCAGCACCCCCUGCCAGGCUACGGGGCGCCGGUGGCGCUCAGCUUUAGCCCCGACGACCGGCGAAUAGCCUUCUUGUACAGCCCCGACGGCACGCUCCACCGCAAAGUGUUCACCUUCGAUCCCGCCAAGGCCCGCCACCGCCAGGAGCUGCUCUUCGCCCCUCCUGACGGCGGCGGGCUCGAGGAGGGCAAUCUAUCCGCCGAGGAGCGGCUACGCCGCGAGCGUUCCCGGGAGCGUGGCCUUGGGGUCACUCGGUACGAGUGGCGUGCCCGUCGGUCUGGCGGCCCCUCUUCUCGUGCGGGCAUUGUCGUGCCUCUCCCCUCAGGGGUUUACUUUCAGGACCUGUCUGGCUCUGAACCAGUACUCAUGCUACAAAGUUCUUCCACAUCACCAAUUAUUGACCCACAUCUAUCUCCCGAUGGGACCAUGAUUGCAUAUGUCAGGGAUGAUGAACUGCAGUGCAAGAUAUAUAACUUCGGUUUUGAUGAUGGCGAAACUAGGCAAUUGACCUACGGUGCAAGAGAAAGUGGAAAGGUCCAUGGACUUGCUGAAUAUAUUGCGCAGGAAGAGAUGGAAAGGAAGAUGGGAUUUUGGUGGUCUCCUGAUAGUAAACACCUUGCAUUUACUGAAGUAGAUUCAUCUGCAAUUCCACUAUACAGAAUUAUGCAUCAGGGCAAAAAUUCUGUUGGUUUAGAUGCUCAAGAAGAUCAUGCUUACCCCUUUGCUGGAGCAGCUAAUGUUAAAGUGCGACUGGGAGUUGUUCCUUCCAGUGGAGGAGAAGUAACUUGGAUGGAUCUCCUUUGUGGAGAACCAAAUGGAGCACAUGGCGAUGAAGAAUAUCUUGCUAGGGUUAACUGGAUGCAUCAUAAUGCUCUUGCUGUUCAAGUUCUCAAUAGAGCUCACACAAAACUUAAGCUCCUCAAGUUUGAUAUUGGCACUGGUAAAAGGGAAGUCUUACUCGAAGAAGAGCAUGCUAUAUGGAUAACAUUACAUGAUUGUUUCACUCCUCUAGACAGUGGAGUGAGUAGUAAACAUCCAGGUGGGUUUAUUUGGGCCAGUGAGAAGACAGGAUUUAGACACUUAUAUCUUCAUGACAAGAAUGGUGAGUGCUUAGGCCCUAUCACGCAAGGUGAUUGGUUGGUCGACCAAAUUGCUGGUGUCAAUGAGAGUUCUGGACUUGUAUAUUUUACUGGAACACUGGAUGGACCAUUGGAGACAAAUCUGUACUGCACCAAUCUCUUUCCUGAUUGUAGCCUUCCAUUACAGGCCCCAAAGAGGUUGACUCGUGGAACUGGACGACAUUCAGUAAUUCUUGACCAUCAGUUGCUAAGGUUUAUUGAUGUGUAUGACUCAGUAAAAUCACCACCUGUGAUCCUGCUGUGUUCUUUGCUUGAUGGAAGUGUACUAAUGCCUCUGUAUGAGCAGCCACUAACAGUUCAGCCACUUAAAAAGUUUCAGCAGCUGGCUCCAGAGAUGGUCCAGUUUACAGGAAAGGAUGGGACUUCAUUUUAUGGAACUCUCUAUCUUCCCGAUGAGAAGAAAUAUGGACCGCCUCCCUACAAAACACUUGUUAAUGUUUAUGGUGGUCCCAGUGUCCAGCUCGUUAGUGAUUCAUGGAUUAGCACUGUUGACAUGAGGGCUCAGUAUCUGCGAAGUAAGGGAAUAUUGGUCUGGAAGAUGGACAACCGGGGAUCUGCAAGACGAGGUUUGCAUUUUGAGGGACAGCUUAAGUACAACAUUGGCCGUGUCGAUGCUGAGGAUCAACUAGCUGGUACUGAGUGGUUAAUAAAGCAAGGCCUUGCGAAGCCUGGACAUAUUGGUUUGUAUGGCUGGAGUUACGGUGGUUUUCUAUCAGCAAUGUGCCUAUCGAGGUUUCCCGACACGUUCUGCUGCGCCGUGUCUGGUGCCCCAGUGACUGCAUGGGACGGGUAUGAUACCUUCUACACAGAGAAGUACCUGGGACUGCCCUCGGAGCAUAGCGAUGCUUACGAGUACGGGUCAAUCAUGCACCAUGUGAAGAAUCUCAAGGGGAAGCUGCUCCUCAUCCAUGGGAUGAUUGACGAGAACGUGCAUUUCAGGCACACGGCUAGGCUCAUCAACAGUUUGAUGGCGGAACGCAAGUCGUACGAGAUCCUCCUCUUCCCUGAUGAGAGGCACAUGCCACGUCAGCUAGACGACCGGAUCUAUAUGGAGGAGAGGAUCUGGGAUUUUGUGGAGAGAAGCCUAUGAAGUUGCGUUGUAGAGAAAUCUGCCGUUGCCCUGUGUAACUUAAACGUGGGAUAGUUGGUAUGGUAUCGUGGACUUUAUUCAUUUCCCACCAUCUGUAUUUAUCCGCAAGUGCAGGGACAUGCAUGAUUCUUGCCCGUGAUAACGACCGUAAUGGUCAGCUGCUCUGGUUGCAGAGUGAAUAAUCCAAUUUUUUCAUGUGA